AUGUCGAGUAGUGAGAAGCUAGCAAUGUUCUUAAACAUCUUGGCUCAUCAUGAGAAGAAUAGAUCUAUCAAGAUUGAUUAUAUUCGAUCUGGAUGGAGCGGUUGUUUAGGUGCACUAGAUGGUACUUACAUUCACAUUAGAGUCCCAUCUGAGUACAAACCAAGAUACAGGACAUGGAAGGGAGAUAUAGCAACUAAUGUAUUGGGAGUUUGUAAUAGAAAUCUCAACUUUACUUAUGUUUUACCUGGUUGGGAAGGAUCCGCUGCUGAUGGUCGUGUAUUACAAGAUGCAAUAGUGCGACAUAAUGGUUUGAAAAUUCCGCAGGGUAACUAUUAUUUGUGCGAUGGAGGAUAUAGAAAUGGAAAAGGUUUUCUUUCGCCUUACAGAGGGUAUAGAUAUUGGUUAAGGGAUUGGCAAGGUGAUAAUCCACCACCUCGAUGUCGUGAAGAACUUUUUAAUAUGAAGCAUGCUAGGGCUCGUAAUGUUAUUGAAGGAGCAUUUAGUUUAUUGAAAGGGCAUUGGGGAAUUCUUAGAAGCUCUUCAUGGUACUCAGUUAAAGUUCAUAACAGGAUCAUAAGUGCUUGUUGUUUGAUUCACAACUUUAUCCGUAGAGAAAUGGAAGUGGAUCCUUUAGACAUGAAUAUGGAAGAACAAAUGGAGGAUCAACAAGAAAACAUUAAUGUUGUUGAAUCAUCUGAAGAGUGGACCAAUUGGAGGGAUGAGUUGGCGCAAUCAAUGUGGAAUGCAAGAUCUAAUUAG
Capsicum annuum is the source of this 759-nucleotide messenger RNA. Its product is annotated as protein ALP1-like. NCBI's taxonomy places the organism in Eukaryota, Viridiplantae, Streptophyta, Magnoliopsida, Solanales, Solanaceae. The record is from RefSeq and is a predicted model, not a curated record. Bases 1 to 759 code for a protein of 252 amino acids. The transcript is spliced from 3 exons.